AUGAAACCCCCCACUCAUGGAAAUCUUGCUCAGCACCUCCGACCUGAAUGUGAAGUGUCAGAGAGGCGAGCUAAGAAAAGCCCGGUUCUAAAUAGGGCUGACGGCACCAGACAGAGGGCCUACAGCCUGGUGGCGCAGGCCUACACCUCCCUCACAGCGGAAGACUUCGCCGCCUUCGUGGGCUACUCCGUGGAGGAGGCGGUGAAAGGUGUGGUGAGUCAAGGCUGGCAGGCUGACCCAGCGACCAGGAUGGUAAUGCCCAAAAAGCCCGAUCCUCCCCCGGUGUCGCUGGUUCCUAACGAGCAGCAGUUGGCCCGACUCACCGACUACGUGGCGUUCCUGGAGAACUGAAGGCUCGCCACGCGUCUGCUGCUGAGGAAGAGGAGCCGGGUCCCCCUGAUGAAGAAGCAUGACGUUCUGGUUUGACCCGGAUGGUACCGUAAUCUGGGACUGAUGAAGCUCUGCGCUCUCUGGUCUCUGUCAGUGUUUGUGUUUCCUAGCGUCUCCCUGUAGAACCGCGGUUCUGACCUGUAAGCUAACAGAACCCGGUCCGCUCAUCAGAACUCCUGUUCAGGUUUUCUCUGCUGAAUAAAUGUUUCUUUCUAAUCGUUGA
Molecule: messenger RNA, 613 nt
Organism: Cyprinodon tularosa
Lineage: Eukaryota; Metazoa; Chordata; Actinopteri; Cyprinodontiformes; Cyprinodontidae
Gene: cops8
Product: COP9 signalosome subunit 8
Exons: 4
Coding region: 1-351 (116 amino acids)
Biological process (GO): COP9 signalosome assembly; protein deneddylation
Cellular component (GO): COP9 signalosome
Source: RefSeq, a predicted model, not a curated record